AUGGAGAUCCUUGGUCCCCACGCAAAGGGAAAGAAGGAGACUUGGCUCUUUGUUGCCUUUGAGAUACUGUCUUUGAAUCUCUCAUACUUGAAUUCCGCUGCAUUGAUACCCCAUAGCUCUGUGUCGCGUUGGACUAGCAUAAUAGGUAGACUGAUUUCAACACCGGCUGGUAGUGGCUAUCAGUCUGAACAAAGGGAAUGUUUCUGUCCUCCGGAAAUAAGAAAUGUUGUUGAAAACUUCCUUGAUAUGCUCAGGAUCCAUUAUCGUGAUGACUGGUGUAGUUCCAAGGCAUGUAGAGUUUAG
Microthlaspi erraticum is the source of this 303-nucleotide messenger RNA. NCBI's taxonomy places the organism in Eukaryota, Viridiplantae, Streptophyta, Magnoliopsida, Brassicales, Brassicaceae. The record is from the annotation of a GenBank genome assembly.